GCAAAAGAUCAUUACCCGAUAUUCGAAUCUUUGUUCAAUUCGAAUCAAUGGCUUCAAAAUUUAUAAAUUUGGUCGUUUCGCUAAUUUGUUCGUUUCGUUGUAAUGGAGUAUCGGGACACGGUUACAUGAUCUCGCCACCCAACAGAGCUUCAUUAUGGAGAAUCGAUGGGACGCAACCUACAAAUUAUGAUGAUAAUGGAUAUUUUUGCGGCGGUAGAUAUGUCCAAUAUGAAAUAAACCAGGGUAAAUGUGGACCCUGUGGGGAUGAUUGGAGAGAUCCCAUACCCAGAAGUAACGAAAAUGGUGGCACCUUUGGGAAUGGAAUAAUUGUAGCAAACUACACAGCAGGUCAAGUUAUCGAAGUCAAAUCGCUUAUCACGGCAAACCAUUUGGGAGCACUUUACUUUUCAUUGUGCAAACUCUGGCAUCCAAAACUGCCUGAUUACGAGCAAUGCUUCAAACCACUGUUUCUAGCCGAUGGAACAGAUUCUCAUGAAAUUCGAAGCAAUGAUUUUGAAGUUAGCGCCUAUGUUAAGCUACCAGAAAAUUUUAACUGCGAUCGAUGUGUACUCAGAUGGCAUUACCGAACAGGAAACAGUUGGGGCAGAUGUGACGAUAAUAGCGAAGCCCUCGGAUGUGGGGAUCAGGAAAUUUUCCGGAACUGCGCAGACAUUGCAAUACACAAAACAAAAGAUCGAAAACUAAGUGACUAAUUAUGCAGCAUUUGUCGGGCAACAAAACUGAAAAUAUUCGAAUAUUCGAAAUAUUAAAUUAUUUAUAACUUUAAAUUUAGAAAAUACCUUUAAGUAUGAGGUAAUAUUUAUUGUAGAUAGGUAAUAAUCAUAAUAAUAAAUGCCUUUUUACGAUUUUUUAUGUUUAUGAAACAAAUGUGAGAAUGUAAAAAAUAAAUUUUGUC
Molecule: messenger RNA, 916 nt
Organism: Cylas formicarius (sweet potato weevil)
Lineage: Eukaryota; Metazoa; Arthropoda; Insecta; Coleoptera; Brentidae
Exons: 4
Coding region: 48-713 (221 amino acids)
Source: RefSeq, a predicted model, not a curated record